Messenger RNA from Phoenix dactylifera (date palm), 3111 nucleotides. The record is from RefSeq and is a predicted model, not a curated record. NCBI's taxonomy places the organism in Eukaryota, Viridiplantae, Streptophyta, Magnoliopsida, Arecales, Arecaceae.
UUCUAACGCCAGUCAUUUCCACCACCACUUUUCUUCCCUGGAUCGCCUCCCCCCAAACCGUAGUCCACUUUCUUCUUCGCAAAGCGGACUCUCUCUCUCUCUCUCUCUCUCUCUCUCUCUCUAUUUUCGUCCCAUUUUCCAUGCCCUCCGAGCCUCGGAUCGGCGUCUCCUCACCUCUUCUCAGAUCGUAGCUUCGCUCUCGGUGCCGUGCGGAGUCAGGGAUCGCGUCUUAUUUGGAGAAAGGAACAUCGAUUGCCUAGGGUUUUCUUUGAAUCAAGGGUUUCGGAUCUGAUCCGGCCGCGCUAUGCUGUCGAAUCACAUACAGAACGGGAUCGAGACGGCGAGGCUCGUCUGGUCCCGGCUGCCGAACUCCGAGGAGGCGGAGGCGGAGGAAGAGGAGUUUGCGAGGAGGAGCAAUGGCGGCGCAGGGGUGGAGAGCCUUGAUUACGAGGUGAUCGAGAAUUAUGCCUACAGGGAGCAGCAGGCGCAGAGAGGAAAGUUGUGGCUUUGGUAUUAUGUAUGUCUUAAAUGGUUGUUUGCGUUACUUAUUGGAAUUGGCACUGGAUUAGCUGCUGUUUUUAUUAAUCUAGCUGUUGAAAACUUUUCUGGCUGGAAAUAUGCUGCGACUUUCUCUAUAAUACAACACUCAUAUUUUGCGGGUUUCGUGGUGUACAUAAUUUUCAAUUUGGGCUUGGUCUUUUCUUCUGUAUUUAUAGUCACACAUUUUGCACCAGCGGCAGCAGGAUCUGGUAUUCCUGAAAUUAAAGGUUAUUUAAAUGGAGUUGAUACACAUGGAAUCCUUCUUUUUAGAACAUUGAUUGGAAAGAUAUUUGGAAGCAUUGGCUCGGUUGGAGGUGGGCUUGCUUUAGGCAAAGAAGGACCUCUUGUCCAUACUGGUGCUUGUAUUGCUUCUCUUCUUGGACAAUGCGGAUCCACAAAGUAUCACCUAAGUUCAAGGUGGUUACGCAUUUUCGAGAGUGAUCGAGAUCGCCGAGACCUUGUAACCUGUGGAUGUGCAGCUGGAGUUGCUGCUGCCUUUAGAGCUCCUGUUGGUGGUGUACUCUUUGCCCUGGAAGAGGUUACUUCAUGGUGGAGAAGCCAGCUUAUGUGGAGAGUUUUCUUUACAUCUGCUGUUGUGGCUGUUGUGGUUCGGUCUGCGAUGGGCUGGUGCAAGAGUGGGAAAUGUGGACAUUUUGGUUCUGGUGGCUUCAUAAUUUGGGACAUAUCAGGUGGUCAAGAAGACUACUCUUUUCAGGAAUUACUGCCCAUGGCCAUUAUCGGGGUUAUUGGUGGUCUUCUUGGAGCCUUAUUUAAUCAGCUCACUCUUUAUAUAACUAAUUGGCGUCGAAAAGAUUUGCAUAAGAAGGGGAAUAGAGUUAAGAUCAUUGAAGUGUGCCUUAUAUCCCUGAUAACCUCAGUUAUUUCCUUUGGGUUACCACUAUUUAGAAAGUGCAGUCCAUGCCCUAAUUCAGAAGUUAAUCCUGAUAUUGAAUGCCCUCGUCCACCUGGGACAGAUGGAAAUUUCGUGAAUUUUUACUGUUCUGAUGAUAAAGAAUACAAUGAUCUGGCAACCAUUUUCUUCAAUACACAGGAUGACGCAAUACGCAAUUUAUUUAGUGCAAAAACAUUUCAUGAGUAUAGUGCUCAAAGCCUUCUCACCUUUCUGGUCAUGUUUUAUUCAUUAGCAGUGGUGACAUUUGGAACUGCUGUUCCGGCUGGUCAGUUUGUUCCUGGAAUAAUGAUUGGAUCAACCUAUGGUCGGCUUGUUGGAAUGUUUGUGGUUAAAUUUUACAAGAAACUAAAUGUUGAGGAGGGAACGUAUGCGCUACUUGGCGCUGCUUCUUUUCUUGGAGGUUCUAUGCGAAUGACAGUUUCUUUAUGCGUUAUUAUGGUUGAGAUCACAAACAACUUGAAACUCUUACCCCUUAUCAUGCUUGUUCUUCUAAUAUCAAAGGCUGUUGGUGAUUUUUUCAACAGUGGGCUGUAUGAAGAGCAAGCCCAACUAAGGGGCAUCCCCUUACUUGAAUCUAGGCCAAAACAGUACAUGCGUACUAUGACAGCAAAGGAGGCAUGCAAAAAUCAAAAGGUUGUCUACUUUUCUCGUAUUGUUAAAGUUGCAGACAUAGUUUCUAUUUUGCGAAGCAACAAGCACAAUGGUUUCCCAGUGGUAGAUCAUGGACAGAAUGGAGAGACACUUGUGAUAGGUCUAAUUCUUCGUAGUCACUUGUUGGUUCUUCUACAGUCAAAAGCAGAUUUUCAGAAUAGUCCUUUUCCUUGUGAUAUCAGAGGCAUAUCCGACAGGCACAACUUCAGUGACUUUGUGAAGCCUGUUUCAAGCAAAGGAGCGUCCAUAGAGGAAAUUCAUCUGACUGAGGAAGAACUGGAGUUGUACUUAGAUCUUGCCCCUUUUCUUAACCCUUCUCCUUAUAUUGUGCCCGAGGAUAUGACUUUGGCAAAGGUGUACAAUCUUUUCCGCCAGUUAGGAUUGAGGCAUAUAUUUGUUGUCCCUCGUGCUUCUCGCGUUAUAGGUUUAAUUACCAGAAAGGAUUUGUUAAUUGAGGAGAAUGAUAACUCAGAAUCUAUGGAGCUCCAAUCAACUGUAAGGUGCAAAAUCAAUAGGUGCCAGAGCUGCUACAAUUGCUUCAGCCGGAGCUGCUGUCGGUAUUGGAAACGUCCUCAGUUCCUCGAUUCAUUCCGUGGCGCGAAUUCUUGUAUGAUCACAACAGCUAGAUAGAAGAAUGAUGGGGAGAAAUGUACAACUAGAGCACCCUCUACUCGAUAGUCUUCUUACCCAAGAAUAAUUUGAGCAUGUUGCUCACACACUUGACCUUCUAGGUUUUGCACCGAGUCAAUGUUUCGGCCGCUGUAUACAGUAUACAUGAGUACAUUUAUGUCCAUUGGUCCUGGUAAAGUGUACAAUAGGCACAAAAUUGUAGCAAAUGGGGUCUGAGGGAACCCAUAAUUGAUGAUAUAAUGAAUAUAAGCCAGUGUAUGAAUUCGAUUUUUCUGUGUAAGCUCAGACAACAAGAAACAAAACAUUUUUUUCACAUCUCAAAUAUUGUAGAAAAUAUAUUUUAUGAAAAUUUCAAAAUCUUUGUUGGUGGUCUUGAG